AUGAGCGCAGAGCUGCAGGCAACCUUGGCUUUCCCGCCUACGGCGACUCACCAGCUUCGGCCUUUGCACUUGCCAUCCAGAACAGGUGCUAAUAGUCCAGAAGCGUCGGUCGGACGCGGCCUGUUGGAUGCGCCUGAGCCGCGAGCUUCAAAGACGCACUUCGAUCUGACGGCAAAGGCUCCAGACUCGCCGCGACGAAUCAUCAAUGGCACCGUGCCUGCGAGCCGACGUCGUUCGACCCUUUCAUACCGCAACAGCUCGAUCGACUGGCCUGCAGACGCCGUUAAGGGAAUCGCGAACGAGUCCGGGCCUUCCAGUGCUGUGCACAUGACCAUGGCGGAGCUGCAAGAACGCCACAAAGCCAAGCUCGCUGCCAAACAAUCGAGAGUGUCAGCAACGUUUGAGCUAGAGCUCGCGAAGCAGCAUUGGGAGCAAAAGGUCGCAGAAGAACGCAAGACGAUGCAUCUUCGCGAGCGCGUGCGCGCACACGAGGCCGCGGUGGCUGCAGCUCAAGCCGAGGAGCAGCUGCGCCAGCAAGCCUCCACAGGUGCAGCUCAGUCGCAGUAUCGUCGAUCGAUGAGUCAGCUCCUCAUACUAGGUGAAAGGGAUGGUAGCGCAAAGCAGGACGAGCGCUCGGAUGCGACACAACGCACAAAGGAAUGGCGCCAAAGCGUGCGCCUUUCCAAAGACGGCGCAUCGUCGAUGGAUCGCCUUCGAAGGUCGCGUCCCACAUCGAUGACACUCGAUCAUCAACCUGAGCUCAGCAACGACCCGACGGUCAGACCAGCAUCUGCUGGUGGCUUUAACCGAGAUCAGAAUCACAAAGCCGCGUACGAUAAGUUGGUGAGCUCACAAGUCCAUGCAGAGGUAUCGGAAAGAUAUCCUUCCAGGGCGAGCGCCAACCUCGAGAAGGUACACAGAACGCCGAAAGGAGAGCUUACGGAGCUAGACCGGCGUCGCAUUUCGCAAGGUGCUCUCGGCCGCCCUUUGAAGGGCUCCGGAAGCAACAAGACUCUGCUCGAUUUCGAACACACUGCGAUUGUCGAUCAAGCAUGGAACAAACGUAGCUCGCGCACUGUCGCGGGCAAGUAG
Messenger RNA from Ceraceosorus bombacis, 1092 nucleotides. The record is from the annotation of a GenBank genome assembly. NCBI's taxonomy places the organism in Eukaryota, Fungi, Basidiomycota, Exobasidiomycetes, Ceraceosorales, Ceraceosoraceae.